Molecule: messenger RNA, 3327 nt
Organism: Pocillopora meandrina
Lineage: Eukaryota; Metazoa; Cnidaria; Anthozoa; Scleractinia; Pocilloporidae
Source: the annotation of a GenBank genome assembly
CUUUGCGACUUAAAAAAGAAUUGCUAGAGGCGAAUGCGAUGCAGAGGGAAGGGGAUUGAGGUUGAGAAUUUGACCAUGGUUAAACAUUAGUAUAUAGAAUACAUGAAGCAUCUGGCAAAGUAAUUAGAUACCGCAGUUGUAGCAUGGCCUCAACUGGCCACGCAUCAAAACUACUUGACAGUGCAAAGCAGUUGAAAUGGGUAGACACAGCUCAGAUUCCGAGGAGGAUAGACGAAGGAAACACAGAUCUUCGAGGAAACGUCACAGAAGAAGUAGGAGUCGAGAACGGAGGAAACGGUCGCGGUCUCGAGAGAGAAAACGAAGUCGAUCUAGAAGCAGUAGUUAUGAGGAUUACAGGCGUAGCAGGUUCGAAGAGUAAUAUAUUUACUAGUUAUCUCUUCCUUUUAUAGAUCAAGUCAAAUUACGAAUAAAUACCCUGUUAAUUCUCUAAAUUUUCUUAUUUUCUCCCGUGUUUCUUAACAGAUCAAGUCGAAAAGGUGAGGGAACUAUUUCUGAAGCUCCAUCCUAAUUUACCAAUUUUUAAGCUUAAAUAUAUGAUCUUAUUUAAAACGAUGAGUAAAAAGGCUGCUUACCGUCAUAUACUUGCUGUUUAUAGAGGUGGAAGUGAAAAUGAUGUUUUAUUAUUUUUCGCACUUAUUUUUAACCUUUGAAGUGCAAUCACUUCCUCAACAUUUUGUAAAACCAGGCUAAAUUGUAAACAUAAAUUAUGCAGUGUCUGAAAUCACAGUUUUGAAAUACUUAUGAGCGCUGGUUGUUGUGUUUGUUGAGGAGUAGGAGUAUCAUUGGGUUCCUCAAUCAGUUCAAAGAGGGACAUGGGGAACAUGCUGCUUGUUUCCCCUUCUUAGCCACCACCCUCCCCCUCUCACCUUAGCUUUCCACCACCCACCCCCACCCUAGCUCUCCACCACCCCCUUCACCUUAACUCUGCAAUCUUUGUAAUGUACAUCUAACAUGGUAGACCUCAUAACCUUGACCUUUGCAAUCUAUGAAUGAUAUUAUUCUACUACAGGUCACAGAUUUAGUCGAUCAAGCAGCAGUAGAAGCACUAGCAGUAGUUCCAGUGGUGGUGGUUGGAGAAAAAGUAGGAAAGAUAAAAGGUGAGGGAUGGUUGCAUUAAAUCAUGUGAUGUUGGUUAAUUUUUUGAUCCUAAAUGACCUCUAAGCAAGGCUGACAUAGUACAUUUUUUAAUGAAAAAGGUGAUGAAUAAAGUAACAGAAUUUGUAUUCUCUGCUUUUUUGUUGAAUUGGCCAAGACUCCAAAACUGUAUCUUGUGACAUGUAUCUGUAAUACAUGAACCAAAGGUAGACAGAGUGGAUAGCUACUCAUGAUAGUUUUUUUCUCUGAAUAUAUAGGGAUUCAAGUUCACAGGUGAGUGAGUUUUUAAAACACAUUUUAAAUUAUCAAAUGUUUUUUGCUAUAAACAUAUCCCAACACAAGGAAAGAACUGAAAGUAAAGGCUUAUAUUCUGUCAUUAUAUUAUUAACUGUGAUGAUUGUCCUUUCUUUAACAUCUUAACUAUGCAGUCCAAAAAUGCAAUUUUCAUAUCUCCUCUUUAUUUGCUGAAAAGUAAGCAGAAAAUUUUUUAGUAAUUUUUAUAUGAGGUAGUUUAGGGCAGCGACACCAAAGCAAAUCCAAAAUACUUGGGAUACUUGAUAUUCAAACCUUUUUUUAUAAUACAGAACAAUCAAAGCAAGUUCUUUUUUAGAGUAAUCCUCCAUUCUUUCCAUAUCACUACUGCUUCUAAAAUUGCCCUUUGCACCUUUACAUAAAAAAAUUGUUGUCUUACUUCAAUUCAUUGUUACUUUCUUAAAGCUCACAAAAGAAAAGACUAAAGCAAAAAUGAAGAAAGCUUUGGCAAAAGCAGGUAAGCUGUGAUAGCGCAAAUACAUAUAUUUUUCACCUGCACAUUUUAGUAUAAAACUGUUAGUACUCUUUUCUUUGACAAUUAAUUGUACUUUAACAGAAUCUAAAGAUGAAAUACUCAAAAGGGAUAAAGCUGCCAAGGAAUUAAGUGAGUUCUAUUACCAUUUUUUUAUUAUAAGUCUCAUUCAACAAUAAUUGCUUUCUCUUUGACAAUAAUGUUUAUUGACUGCUUUAUUUAACAGGAGAGUUCGCACCUAAUAAAGACACAAUAUUGCAAAUAGAAAGCAGUGAAUUUGUGCCUCAGUCCUUCAGCUCAUCUUCUGGCUCCAAAGGUCAUCAGGUAACGUUAUACACUUAAUGUAUGGUCCCAAGGGAAACAGUUAGUUUUGUUUUCCCAGGAGUCCUGAUGUUUCCUGAGACAAAGACGAGGGAAACAUCAUGACUCGAGGAAAAACAGAACUAGUUUCCCAAGGGACCAUACAUUAAGUCCUUUGUUACAUAUUAAGACUUUCCCUUAAACAAUCAUGUGGCAAAAACAUGCUGUUGUAUUCGGCACACAAACAACAAUUGCACAAUUGUAUCCUGGUCAGGAUACAUUUGAAUUUGAUCAGGGGCACAUGACUAAGAAUCAACCAAUUGCAAUGCUCAUUUUGUUGAGUGAAAGUCUAGGUAUAUAAUAAAAUUUCUUGACAGCCUGAAAUCUUGCUGAGUAUCUUAACAGUUUGUAACAUUCAUGGUUUUUUUCAUUCUGACAGAUAGGUGGGAAAAAUAUUGAUGGUAGCCAUGAAGAAGCUAUGUUUGGUGUUGGUGGAGCAGUGUCAGAAAUUUCAUCCCCAACUGUAGCUACAGCAGAGUUGAAGACUGCUCCUCAAUUAGUUAUAUCACAAACUUCUGAUAAGGAUGGACUGUUUGCUUCAUGGGUGAGAUAAUGAAGCAUCUAUUAAGAUAUGUUGAUACUCGUGUUUGGGAUGUUAUUGAGAAAAUUUUGUCUUCGUCAUCAAUGUCUGUAACUGUAUGAUUGUGCAACACAAUCUAUUUUAAAAGAGCUUGUACGGUGUAUGUAUGACUUACUGUGCCAACUUGCUGUUGUUGUAGAAUUCAUGAAGUGACUGUAAACUGACUGACAUUUAUGAAUGUUUACAGCUUUCCAAGCACUUUACAUCACAAUAACCCAUGGUGUGGUAAAAGGCAAAUAAAUCUGAACAACUGCAAACUCAGUUUUGUUUCUCUAAGUGCAACCAAGAUCUUUAUUACAUAUAUUUUACAAGUUUAUAGAUGCACUCUUUGAUUAUGGAUUAGACUAAUAAAACCAUGAACUUGGACAACAUUUUUUCAUGGGUAUUUUGCUUUUCAUUUCAGCUUCAUGAAGAUGAAGAAACCAAGACAUCUCGCUGGAUAACUAAAUUAAAAAAGAUGCGACAAGAACUCUUGGCAGCCACCUAG